This is a messenger RNA of Paramecium primaurelia, 1887 nucleotides long. The record is from the annotation of a GenBank genome assembly. Lineage: Eukaryota; Ciliophora; Oligohymenophorea; Peniculida; Parameciidae.
AUGGAUAAAUUCGAGAAGCGUCUAAAUCAAGUUAAUAUGAUAACUCCAAAAAAUACAAUUAAUUAGUAAUCUACAUUGAAAUAAAUUGAUCAUACUAAAAGUUAUGCCUCUCUUAAUGAAUUUAAUAGAAUUGGAGAAUAAUUUGAUAGUGAAGUUGUUAAUUUGAGAUCUUAAGUUUAAAUUUUGGAAGGCAAAUUGUAAUUUUAUGAAAGAGAAUUCUAAAUAAAAGUAAUUGUUAUUGCAAAAUACAUUCUAGUAAUCUUCCUUAGAAAAGAGAAUUCAAUAAUUGAUAUCUACAUCUUCAUAGCUCACUCAAUAAAAUACCUAAUUAAAAUUGUAAUAUUAAGCAUUAUUAAAUGAAUAUUAAAUUUAAUAAGACAAGAUAGCUCAUUAAGAUAAAGGACAAAAAGAAUAUGAAGAGAAAGUGAGAUCUUAAUUAGAUAAUUAUAAUAAAUAUCAAUCAGAAAAAGAAUAAUUAAUAUAAUAUGCAAAUAAAUGUAGAGAAAGAUCAAAAUAAAGAAAAUAAAAAGUUAAAGAAUUAACUACAACAAAUUCUUAAUUAAUUGAAUAAAUAUAAUAACUUGAAUAAGAAUUAGAAUAAGCAAAUCAUGAAAAGUAAUAAAUAUAUGAAUAGUUAUAAUAAUAAAUCAUGAUAUUAAAUGAAUAAAAUGAAGAUUGGUAAAUGAAAUAUGAAUAAAUUGUUCAAAACUUUAAGAAUCAUCUUGCUGAUUAAAAUGAAAGUCAACAUGAAGAAUAAUUGUUAGCUAAUCAUACUAUACUUGAUUAAAGAGAAGCUUAGACUGUUUAAUAAUAAUUAGAAAAUUAUAGUAUCUUAUAAAAGGAUUUAAAUACACUUUUAAGUUAAAUCAAAAAUACAAGUGUUACUAAUCCUUCAUCUUUUGAAAUGCAAUAAGUUAUUGAAUUUGCAGAAAUAUUUAAUAGAAUGGCAGAAAAAAUCUAUGAAUUACAAUAAAAGAAAUCAAUGUUUAAAGAAUAACUUAAAGUAAUAUAAUAUAUUAUUUUAUUAGGAUCUAUAAUAAACGUAAUUAUAAAAUUAAAUGUUAACAAAUAAAUCUAAUUAAAGUAAUUAAUGUUCUAAUAUGAUUGAUGAUAAAACCAAAAUGCUUUUUGAAUAAAGAAUAUUAGAAUUAGAAGAGUAUAAUAUAUAUUUUAUAAUUUAGAUAUUAUUAAAAAGAGAGAUUACAAGAUAAAAAUAAACCUAAUUUAAAAAUAAAAAAUUAAGAUCGUAAAUAAAAAUAAAUAAUUUUGUUACUUACUUAAUUUUUGGAAGAAUUUCUAUAAUAAUAGAAUCAUCUAAAAACAUUAAAUUGUUAGAUUAAUGAUAUGCAAUUUGAAUAUACUGAUAAAAAAUGUAAUCGUUCUUUUAAAAAAGCUACAUGGGCAAUUAUUGCUAUUCAUAGAAUCAAAAUAAUUAAAAAUUCAUAAUAUUAUUAAUAAGUUUUAUAAUUCAAUCAUCUAAGAAUUGAUAUGCCUAUUAUAAAUUCAUUAAAUUAAAUGCUUGAAUUAGUAACUGGAUAAUAAUAAUUAAUUGAUACAUUAUAAAAAUAAAUGGAAAAUAGAGGAUCAGAUGUAUUUUAAGAAUAAGAUAUUUAAUCAAUUGUUGAUUAAGAAUUAAGAUAAUAAUUAAAGAGUGUAUAAAUGGAAUUAGAUAUUAAUAAUAAAAAGAUGCUUGAAUAUAAAUUAUAAUCUGAAAAAUAAAUUGAUGAAAGAGAUCGAUUAAUUAAUGAAUUAGAAUAAUAAUUGAGAGAUUAUCCUAAUGAUUAUAAUUAAUAACUUCUUGAACAUUUAGAAGAACAAAACAAUAGAGUAAAAAGCAUUGAAAAUGAAUUUAAUGUUUUAAAUGAACUUGUUAAUUCAUUAAUCUGA